AGAGCCUUCCUGAUGUAUAUAUGCAGGUAGUGAGAAUUGAAUCGGCCUUUUGAGACUGUAAUAUAAUAAAACUCUGAUUUGGGGAGCAGCUGUUCUCCUUAUUUUUCUGCUCUCCUGUGGGAAUGAGUUGCCAAUCUUUUACUUCGGCUGAUACUUUUAUACCUCUGAAUUCUGACGCCUCUGCAACUCUGCCUCUGAUAAUGCAUCACAGUGCUGCCGAGUGCCUACCAGUCUCCAACCAUGCCACCAAUGUGAUGCCUACAGUCCCAUCUAUUUUGUCUUUGAUCCAAACUGCUGAAUGUUUGCGCACACAUUUCUUGGUGACAACGUUGGGAAACACAGCAACAGGACUUCAUUAUUCUGUUCCUUCCUGUCAUUAUGGAAACCAGCCAUCAACCUAUGGAGUGAUGGCAGGUAGUUUAACCCCUUGUCUCUAUAAAUUUCCCGACCACACCUUGAGUCAUGGAUUUCCCCCUAUACACCAGCCUCUCCUGGCAGAGGACCCCGCGGCUGCUGAUUUCAAACAGGAACUCAGGCGGAAAAGUAAAUUGGUGGAAGAGCCAAUAGACAUGGACUCUCCAGAGAUCAGAGAACUUGAAAAGUUUGCCAAUGAAUUUAAAGUGAGAAGAAUUAAGUUAGGAUACACCCAAACAAACGUUGGGGAGGCCCUGGCAGCUGUGCACGGCUCCGAAUUCAGUCAAACAACUAUCUGCCGAUUUGAAAAUCUGCAGCUCAGCUUUAAAAAUGCAUGCAAACUGAAAGCAAUAUUAUCCAAAUGGCUGGAGGAAGCUGAGCAAGUGGGAGCUUUGUACAAUGAAAAAGUGGGAGCGAAUGAAAGGAAAAGGAAACGAAGAACAACUAUAAGUAUUGCUGCUAAAGAUGCUCUGGAGAGACACUUUGGAGAACAAAAUAAACCUUCUUCUCAAGAGAUCACACAGAUGGCUGAAGAACUGAAUCUGGAGAAAGAAGUAGUAAGAGUUUGGUUUUGCAACCGGAGGCAGAGAGAAAAACGGGUGAAAACAAGUCUGAAUCAGAGCAUAUUUUCUAUUUCUAAGGAGCAUCUUGAGUGCAGAUAAGAUUUUCUAUUGUGUAAUAGUCUUUUCUUUUCCUGUUUUAUUCCUUUCUCAUUCUCAACAAAAACAGAAAUAUUACUUGGUUGACUUAAAAUCAUUUUAUACCAAUAGCUUUUACAGAAGCUUUACUUUUCCACUUUUUUAAGCUAUUUAAAUUAUUUUGAUGGUAUUUACUUAAAUAAUUAUUCUCAGAAGCUACAUUAUACAUUUUAAGCAAAAUAUAUUAACAGUAAUAAAACGAUCUCUCUCU
Molecule: messenger RNA, 1323 nt
Organism: Sapajus apella (tufted capuchin)
Lineage: Eukaryota; Metazoa; Chordata; Mammalia; Primates; Cebidae
Gene: POU1F1
Product: POU class 1 homeobox 1
Exons: 6
Coding region: 123-1076 (317 amino acids)
Biological process (GO): regulation of transcription by RNA polymerase II
Molecular function (GO): DNA-binding transcription factor activity, RNA polymerase II-specific; RNA polymerase II cis-regulatory region sequence-specific DNA binding
Source: RefSeq, a predicted model, not a curated record